CACAUUUAAGAGAGUAUCUCGAUGAAAAAUUCAAGACAGUAGUAAAAACUAUUAAAUCUGCGAAAAGAAGUAUUUUGUAUGAUGUAGAAAAGAAAACUAACCAGUUGAAACUUGCAAUAAUAAACAGUAAUGCGAUAGCAACGCCGAAUGCUAAUAUCAACGAUAUUGAAACGAAAUUGAAAGUAGUAUUCCCUAUUCGGACGAUAGAAGAUUUUUUAUUAUUUGAAGAGGCGAUUGGUACAUCAGAAGAAAAAAAGAAAGCUUUAAUUAAGUGGAAUCAAAUUUUGAUAUUUGGAGAAACGUGCAUCAAGAAAUGCGUACGAAGGAUAAUGACAUCAACGCUGUCAAAAACCGUUGAAAUGGAAUAUUCAGCCUAUGGGAGGCAAACCCACGGGAAAGGGAAACGCGAUUUUAGUAAGACGCAAACGUAUUCAUGUUUGAACGGCGUAUUACAGGAAAAAUUUGGUGAACACGGUGAAUUAUACAAACAAUUGCCGAGCAUUAUAAGUCGGUGGCUCUCCGGAGCUGUUGAUCGGGAAGGAGGCCGAAAAACACGAAGAUCUUCGUGUGUCACCGAGUCAUAAUUUAUGUUGUAAUAUAACGAGGGAUAAACCGCUGAGGUCAACGUAAGCUUGCUGGAUUCGCAAAGUAUUGAUAAAACAAGCUUGAUCAAACGUUGACAAAUUUCGAUGAUGCAAGUAGGAAUAUCGGAGGUACGCCACGACAAUUCGUGCUACAUGUCCUGAGAUUUUGGUGCUAACGUAAUAGACAUAACAAGGAAAACUAUUUUUCUGGAGAUCGCUACGCGUCUUUGGAGAAUUACGUCGGAUAUGAGCAUACUUAAGAGUUUCGAUUCUUAGAAGCGACGAUAUGCUGUUUUCACUUUCCGUCGAGGAGAACUCGCAGAACAUCAGUAUUACACACGCGCGAGAAGCCAUAUACCUGCUGUUGUAGUUUAUUAAAGAAAAAGUAUCAACAAUUAGAUAAAGACCGCGUCUUGUUUAGGAAUUUGCGUUAAUUACCAAAGAGUUUGCUAUCAAAAUAUUAUUUUUUGCGUAGAUUAUUAGGUUAGAAAUAAGUCAACAAUAUGUCGAUCCAAUUUUCGAUGAAACUUAUAUACGAACUGAAUUUAGUUUAUUAUACUUUAUAACGUGGUAAUAAAAACGCGUGAUAUUUUAUUUUUAUACAAAAAAAACAACGGUA
Molecule: messenger RNA, 1203 nt
Organism: Temnothorax curvispinosus
Lineage: Eukaryota; Metazoa; Arthropoda; Insecta; Hymenoptera; Formicidae
Exons: 4
Source: RefSeq, a predicted model, not a curated record